This is a messenger RNA of Rotaria socialis, 681 nucleotides long. The record is from the annotation of a GenBank genome assembly. Lineage: Eukaryota; Metazoa; Rotifera; Eurotatoria; Philodinida; Philodinidae.
AUGAUAUCGGGAAAAGAAAACAAUGGACAAACAGAUAUCGUUGUUCUUAAACGUGUAACGAUUGGUGGUAGUGUGUUGUCAGCUGCUGAUUUUGCCCGUGUAGACGAAGAUGCACCGGUCUUCAAUCAAUGGAAUGAUGCUAGUGAGAAGAGACUAGGUGUAGAUGACAUAUCAAAUGAUGAUGAUUUAGUUAUUGAGCAACCAUCAUCACUGUCCGAGUCAAUGAAGAUUAUACGUAGUUUACACUUGUUAUCAACUAAUCAAUAUCCUGAAUUACAUCCAUAUCUUUCACAAUUACAGUCGAGUAUAUAUAUAUAUCACAUUCAAAAUCGUCGUGCAUAUUCUAAAAUCAUGGUUAAAACAAUAACAAGUCUUGAAGAGCUUAAAUCUGAACUUAAACAUGAAAAUAACAAAGGCAAAUUGAUCGUAAUAGAUUUUUUUGCCACAUGGUGUGGUCCUUGUCUUCGUAUAGCACCACUAAUUGAAGAAUGGAGUAAAGAUGUCUUCGCAGAUACAGUAGUUUUUCUCAAAUGUGAUGUCGAUGAAGCAGAAGCUGUUUCGCAAGAAUAUAACGUCGAAGCAAUGCCAACAUUUGUUUUCAUCAAGGACGGAGCAGAAAUUCAUCGAUGUGUUGGUGCCAAUGGCGAAAAAUUAAAAGCUGAGAUUGAAAGCAAAAAGUAG